Labeo rohita (rohu) is the source of this 3006-nucleotide messenger RNA. RefSeq lists its product as uncharacterized. The record is from RefSeq and is a predicted model, not a curated record. Lineage: Eukaryota; Metazoa; Chordata; Actinopteri; Cypriniformes; Cyprinidae. The transcript has 5 exons. Gene Ontology annotation, biological process: protein ubiquitination. Bases 1212 to 1925 code for a protein of 237 amino acids. Gene Ontology annotation, molecular function: zinc ion binding; ubiquitin-protein transferase activity.
UGAAUAAAUAUGCUUUCAAUUAAUGUAUGGUUUGUUAGGAUAGAGGACAAUAUUUGGUCAAGAUUUAACUAUUUGAAAAUCUGGAAUCUGAGGGUGCAAAAAAUCAAAAUAUUGAGAAAAUCACCUUUAAAUUGGUCCAAAUGAAGAUCUUAGCGAUGCAUAUUACUAAUCAAAAAUUAGGUUUUGAUAUAUUUAUUGUAGGAAAUAUACAAAAUAUCUUCAUAGAACAUGAUCUUAAUAUCCUAAUGAUUUUUGGCAUAAAAGAAAAAUGUAUAAUUUUGACCCAUACAGUGUAUUUUUGUCUAUUGCUACAAAUAUACCCGUGCUACUUAAGACUGGUUUUGUGGUCGAGGGUCACAUUUAUUUAUUGGCCUGAUGUCUCACAUGGGAUGCAUUUUAACAGCAUUCUUGUAGGUUGAACAGCACUGCAUGGCACUAGCAACACUAAGAUCAUGAAUUUAAUUCACAGUGAAUGCAAAAACUGCUUUGUCUUGAUUGGAAUAAAAGUUUGGAUAAAAGCCUCUAUAAAAUGUAACCCUACGUAACCCUAAAAGAUGUCCAAGUACAUUGAAUAUACCAACAGUGACGCUCUGCCAGACCAUGUGAGCUCUAAAUUGGCAACACAUUAAUACUAAAAAUCACCUACGACUUAAAUGUAGGAAUGGAUUAGAGUGAAUUAUAGCUGCACCAUUUUGGACAUCAGUCUGUGAACAAGAUAAAAAGGUAUUUAACAGGAGAUCAGGCCGCUCUUAGACCAGCGGGCUAAAAUUAGACCUGGUCCAUGAGGUUUAGAUGUCGCCAGUACUUCCAGUGAUUGUUGUUGUUGUUGUUGUUAUGUCUGCAAUAGUUUACAGUCAAAGCUCAGACCCCGUUCGAUUAGCAUAUUGUCAGGAAAAUGAAAAGCCACUGGUGACGACUAACUGGAUUAAGAAAGCUUGAAUGAGGAGGUGCCCGGAGUGUAACCAACGGUGAUGUGAGAGGGAUUUCCUUUUGUCGGCUCUGUGCCUGUGCUUUCCUUGCCUUCCAGCUAAUCCUCAGCUAUUCUCACCAACGACCUUGGGCUCAAUGCUAAUCUGACCGGAGAGAGAGCGAGAGAAGGUCUACAUGUCUUUAAGCCUUCAGAGCCCGUGUUAUGGGGAGCUUGGAUGAAGAACAUGGUCUGUCUGAUGCUUACAGUUGUUCAGGUAUGAACGGCCUCAUGUGUAGCAGUCAUGCUCUGUGAGGACUCACCAGCUGGUCCGGAUUCUGUUAUUCUGGUGAAACCGGAUGCUGAGACCUUCACGGAUCCUGUACAGGAGGUCAUCCAUAGCAGCACUUAUGUUUCCUCUGUGAUUCCUACACAGGGUGGCAUCAGUCUAAACUCUGAGGAGCCGUUCUGUCGUAUCUGUCAUGAAGGCAGCGGCGCGGGCGAUCUGUUAUCUCCCUGUGAGUGUGCCGGCUCUCUGGCGAUGGUGCACCGCGUUUGUCUGGAGCGCUGGCUCACGGCCUCCGGGACCAGCUGCUGUGAGCUCUGCCACUUUGAGUUCGCUCUGGAGAGACUUCCCAAACCAAUCACUGAGUGGUUCACCACACCUUCCAUGCAGCAGCAGAGACGGACGCUGUGCGGGGACGCAAUCUGUUUCCUGUUCAUCACACCCUUAGCGAGUCUGUCAGGCUGGUUGUGUGUGCAGGGAGCCAUGGAUCUGUACUACAGCAACGGCAUGGAGGCCGUGGGACUCAUUGUUCUCACACUGACACUCUUCACUAUAUACCUCUUUUGGACUGUUGUAUCCCUACGUUACCACAUUCACCUCUUCAAGACGUGGAAUGAGACAAAUCCCAGUGUCCGGCUACAGAUUCCCCGUCCUGUGAAGAAACACCAGAGACCAAAACAUCUAACAAUGCACUUCUUGUGCAAAUACAAGAAUAAGGAAACCAUGGUUUAGUGCCCGAAACAUCAUCAGGAAGAAAACAGCUGGCUAUUUUGGACAAACCCUGAUUUCAUCAUGGCCCUUAUUUCGAGUCUCACUAAGAUCUGGAGUGAUUUUGAUUUGGGACUUACAUGUGGAACUGAAGCAAAACCUUUUGGAUUUGAAGUGGAUGGUUUAAUCUUCACUUGUGCUUAAAUAAUGGAAGACUUUAAAACAAGGAACUUUUCAGUCAUGAAAUUUCAGCAUCGGAAAAGCGUGUCAAACCGCAGGAAAAGAACACGUCUUUAUAAAUAAACCAGAGAAUGGUGUUGAGAUGAGAAUGACUGAGCUAUUUAUACCUACAGGAUUUACCUUACAAGAUUUUCAUAAUUAUUCCACAGAAUAUAUAUCUAGAUGAACAUACAGUGGCUAUAGGUAAGACAAUCAUACAGAUAUGCACAUCAUUUCAUUACUGUUUGCUUUAUCAUGGAAACACUUGAAUCAUACAGAAAAGUAAACAUGAAAAAUGUGAACGUUUAAUCAUCUUUUAAUCAUUUGAUGUUGUAGCUGAGUUGAAAAGCAUAACACAAAUUCAGUGUAUUUUGUGUGCAUUGUAAAUGUCACAUCAGAAAAUCCAACAUGAGAAAAUGUACACUACCAUUUUUAAAUAAAUGAAUGGUUUUAUUCAGCAACAAUGCAUUUAAUUGGGUGACAGUAAAGCCAUUCCUUUCUAGUCAUGAAUCAUUACUAUUUUUAUCAGUUUCCACAAAAAUAUAUUGUAGCACAACCGUUUUCAGCAUUGAUAAUAAUCAGAAAUGUUUCCUGAGCAGCAUAUUAGAAUGAUUUCUGAAAGAUCAUGUGACACUGAAGAAACUGAAAAUUCAGUUUUACAUCACAGAAAUAAAUUACAUUUUAAAAUAUAUUCAAAUAGAAAACAUCUAUUUUAAAUGAUAAAAUAUUAUAACAAAUAUUAUUAUUUUUACUGUAUUUUGGAUUAAAUAAAUGGAGCAUUAGUGCACAUUAGAAUCUUUUCUUUAUUUAUUUAUUUAUUUUUUUGUAUCCCAAACAUUUAAAUGGUGGUGUAAAGUUGAAAAUUGCUUUUAUUUGAACAAAUUCA